AUGGUGGACCUCGACUACUCUCGGCUGCCGCUGGUCUUCUGUGGAACAACAUCCGGUGACAUUGUGGUGGUCCACGGACGGACCGGAGUCUUUCAGUUCACGGUGCCAGGUAAACCUCUUCCGCUGGGAGUGACGGCUUUAAGUUAUGUACGUAUGUGGAAAGAAGAAGUGUUCUGUGUGUUGGUUGGAACUGGGGAAGGCAAGGUUGGCUACUACACCAUUACACGCGAUGUUGGCUCUGACAGAAAGGUAACCGGCAUUAUGAAACUACGCGAAGGCAAGAAACAAUGGCAAGACGAGCGAGAGAGCACAUCCAUCACUUCCAUCUCAAAGAUAGGUGAAGGAAACAGCUUCUUCGUGGGCACCAAGGAUUGUAAGAUCUACAGAUUCAACAUGGAGAAGUGGAAAGCAGAGCUCAUGCGAACCUGCAGCCGGACAGCGAUCAGAGCCAUGGCGUUUCCUAGAGGAACUGACGAACUUCUGGUGACGGGGGAGCAUGCGAUGGUCAGAGUUCACAACCUGAAACAACUGUUGGAAGUUCGAAGGUACAUCCGGGUCAACCGCACAUGCAAAGCGCUGGCCGUGAACCACGACGGUACGCAGAUCUUCAGCGGCUGGGAUGACGGCACCACGAUCGUCCUCGGGUUUGCUCCUAAAGACCUCAGUCUCAGUGAGCUCUACAGGAUACAGUGUACACACAAGCAGGCAGUGACAUCUAUUGACCUGACCUCCAAGUCGGAUGUUCUGGUCAGCGGCGGUGACGACGGUCAGUGCCGAGUCUGGAGACUUGUCGACGACCUGGACACCAGGGGGAAGAGGCUUCGACAGGGCCUGCUGCUGUAUCACUUGACCAGCCAGACUGGGCCCAUCACAAAAGUGCAGGUCUCAGAAAACGACGAGAUGUGCGUGUCUUCAAGUGUGGACGGCUCCGCUGUCUUGUAUGAGCUGAGCAGGGGACUUAAGAAGGGAGGAGUUAAAGUUGACCUGGGUCUAACGUCUGUCAGUUUCUGCAGCAAUGACCUCCAUCUAAUCACGUGUGGAGGGGACGGGAAAAUCUACUUCUGGGAGAUAAAAUCUGGCGAGUGUCUGCGCAUAGUGGAUGGCUGUAGCUACGGGGGCGUCUUUUGUCUGGACGUGGAGAAGAAGGACAAAAAACUGUUUGCGUGUUCAGGAGAAGAUCGCUUGGUUAAGCUGUGGUGCCUGGACGAAGCCAGAGUCUCACACAUUGGUCAAGCUCACAGCGACAUAGUUCUCAAGGUGAAGUUUGGGCCUUGCGGUACUGUCCUAGUUUCUGGCGCCAAGGAUGGCUCAAUCUGUGUCUGGGACGUGCCCAAAGUAGAAUGCGGAUAA
This is a messenger RNA of Candidula unifasciata, 1350 nucleotides long. The record is from the annotation of a GenBank genome assembly. NCBI's taxonomy places the organism in Eukaryota, Metazoa, Mollusca, Gastropoda, Stylommatophora, Geomitridae.